Capronia epimyces CBS 606.96 is the source of this 750-nucleotide messenger RNA. RefSeq lists its product as uncharacterized. The coding region runs from base 1 to 750 and encodes 249 amino acids. Lineage: Eukaryota; Fungi; Ascomycota; Eurotiomycetes; Chaetothyriales; Herpotrichiellaceae. The record is from RefSeq and is a predicted model, not a curated record. The transcript has a single exon.
AUGGCAUCGUACGCAACGGCAGAACGGCUGCCUGUAGAUGAGCGCCGUAUCCAUUUCACUGGGAAGCGGAGAGCAGAAGACGACCUUGAAUCUCAGUCGAGCAUAUCAUCGCAUUUCAAGAAACUCCGACUAAACCAUGCGGUGCCUCAGUCGUUAGCCUCACCACAGAUAUCACCGACCACCGUCUCGUUCCGGCCUCAGAGUGCCGAUGUCGACGCCCGACCUACGCUGGCCACGCAUCCCCCGCUACAACAUGACUCCUCUGCCCCGUUCAGAAUGCCUACCAUAGCGGACACGGACUUCAUGACCGUGGACGACACACCGCAUCGAGUCAUCAUUAGCGAUCUCGACGCUGAAAUUGCCCAGAUCGAGGCCGACGAGGCCGCAGCUACAUCGGCGGUGUUCCUACCGGACAUAGACAAGAAGGUAUCCUCAAUCCCGUCACGCGUGCUGCACCAUCGUGCACCCACCACCCCGCCGCAGAAUUUCAACACCGCGUUAGUAUUAUACCGCGAACCUAGUAGCAUCGGUGUACCAGAAGAAAGAGAUGUGGUGAGGAAAGCCAUCGUUGCAGCUCGUGCUCGGGCUAGGGAGAAACAGGCAGAAGAACUCCGGGAACAAAAAGAAAAACAACAGGCCAUACUUGAUGCCGACUUUUCAGGGCAUGAGAUUGAUUUGGAUGAUGCAAUUGCCCAUCAAACAGCUGCCGAAGACGAAGAUCUAGAUGCAGACGCCAUGGAGAUUGAAUAG